Colletotrichum destructivum is the source of this 3245-nucleotide messenger RNA. RefSeq names its product Putative aromatic amino acid lyase, L-Aspartase, phenylalanine/histidine ammonia-lyase, active. Gene Ontology annotation, cellular component: cytoplasm. The record is from RefSeq and is a predicted model, not a curated record. Gene Ontology annotation, biological process: L-phenylalanine catabolic process. NCBI's taxonomy places the organism in Eukaryota, Fungi, Ascomycota, Sordariomycetes, Glomerellales, Glomerellaceae. The transcript has 2 exons. The coding region runs from base 726 to 2897 and encodes 723 amino acids. Gene Ontology annotation, molecular function: ammonia-lyase activity.
UAUUUGCCUCCCGCUCCGCUAAGAUCAUCAUUAUUUCUCUACCUAACUACUUGUAUACUUAUGGACAAGUGUUCUUAAUUCACUUGGUUAAGCCGGCCCAUUGGGCAAUUUAUGUCGCCAUUCGGCCGUAUCUACUCAUGCUUCUGCACAGCUGCUAAACGGCGACGGGAUAAGACAGGAUCUCGCGGCGAGACACUCCAAAGCAGAUCGCGAUGCAUGGGUGACAUGUACGACCACCCUUGGCCUGGCGGCGAGUGGCGCCGAAUCGGUUUCUUCCGCUCCCACCGCAAUCUGCGCCAUCUUUACACAGAGGCACUUUCCAGCUGUUGUCAACUCAGUUGAGGGGGUUGGUGCUGAAGGGACUCAAGAGGUGGGACACGCUUGUUGACAGUCAGACGGGCAAGGAUGACAUGAAGGAAAUCAGGACUAGAUUGAAUCUAGACUCGGCGUUUCUGCUGCUAUGGUAGGAGAAUCCCGAUCCUGCCUGCAAUACGUCCAGGGCAGUGUUCAAAUCCAACCCUCCUCCUGCGCCACGCUGUCGCCAACAUUCAUGAUAUAUUUGUCGGCGAUUCACCUCCAACUGUCCUCCGUCUAUUUAUACAACACUGCAUCCUAAAUAUCGUGUGACAGACACUACGCACUCCCGUGCACUCAUUUAGCUGCGUCAUCUUGAGUCUGGACUGACAAAUCAAUUGGUUCCCGCCUCCCAUACGACAACCGCGAAGAUGAGAAUGCCGAAGGGUCUCGAGUCUUCGCACGCUUCGGCUCUGAGGGAUCAACUAGAAAAGCUUCGAGAAUUGCAGUAUCCCGGUGCAGAUCUUGCUUUGGAUGGCGAUAGUCUUGACGUCGCUACUGUAGUCGCUGUUGCUCGUCAUGGACUUACACCUCACGUCAAGAACGACCCGGAAAUCCAGAAGAGGAUUCUCCAGAGCAUCCGGGUCCUUGACCACCACAUCGAUAGCGGGUGGGUUGUGUACGGCGUUAACACGGGUUUUGGCGGGAGUGCCGACUCACGGACGGAGCAACUCAAGAAACUCCAAAUCUCGUUGCUACAGCACACGCAGAGCGCAAUCAUCACCGCCUCGGACUUGGCACGGGGCCAGGUCGACCAAGAUGGACAAUCACACGUCAUCCCCUCCGCCUGGGUGAAGGCCGCCAUGGUCGUCAGAGCCAACCAGAACCUUCGGGGUCACAGUGCCGUCAGGAUCGCGGUUGUCGAAACCCUCCUCAGCCUGAUCCAACACGACAUCACACCCAUGGUGCCCCUGCGAGGAACCAUCUCGGCGUCUGGAGAUUUAAUGCCUCUAUCCUACAUUGCAGGAACACUGGUCGGAGACCCCAAUAUUUCGGUCACCGUCGGAUCAGGCGAUGACAGGAAGGUCAUGCCCGCCUGCGAUGCCUUGAAGCAAUGCGGCAUCCAGCCCGUUGAACUGCAGCCGAAGGAGGGUCUUGGCUUGAUCAACGGAACUGCUCCCUCUGCCGCAUUGGCUAGCCUGGUCAUUCAUGAAGCGAAUCAACUUGCAGUAAUCGCACAGGCGCUGACGGCAUUCACUGCUGAUUGUCUUCUCGGGAACGUUGAGUGGGCAAACGAGUUCAUACACAGGAUCCGACCCCACACCGGACAGGUGGAAGCAGCACGCAACAUUCGAAGUUUCCUUCAGUCGUCGAGCUUCGUGGUUGGUCUCGACACCAAGAAGCGGACUGGACAGGGCCUGUGGCAAGAUAGGUAUUCGACAAGGACGGCACCGCAGUGGAUAGGCCCCUACCUCGAGGAUCUUGCUCUUGCGCAACGCCAGGUUGAGGUGGAACUCAACUCGACAUCCGACAACCCAGUCAUUGAUAUCGGCAUACACAACGACCAUGCCGCUGGGGAAAUUUACUCCGGAGGCAACUUUCAGGCAACUGCCAUCACUUCUGCCAUGGAUAAGACAAGAACGGCGCUCCAGAUGAUCGGCCGCAUGCUCUUUUCGCAGUGCUCAGAGUUAAUCAACCCAGCGACGAACAACGGCCUCGAUCCAAAUCUGGUCUUUGGAGACCCCGAUGAAUCUUACACCAUGAAGGGCAUUGACGUCAACAUGGGCGCUUACAUGUCGGAACUGGCAUCUCUUGCCCAUCCCGUCUCUUCUCAUAUUCAGUCAGCAGAGAUGCACAAUCAAGGCAUCAACUCCCUCGCUUUCCUCUCAGGCCGGCGGACCAUGGAAGCUGUCGACGUCCUCUCACACAUGUGCGCCGCUCACCUGUUCGUCUGCUGCCAGGCAGCUGACUUGCGUGAUUACCACGAAAGAUUUCUCAGUUCGACGUCCAUGUCCGCGAUUCUGAAUGGAAACAAGUUAGGAUUGAGCAGUGUUCAUCUGACGAAGUUGACCUUCGGUCUGGAUGACUUGAUUCGGAGUUGGUGGUAUGAAGCAAACAAGCUCAGUCAUGUGCGGCGCUGCUCAUUUGUGGCGUCCAAAGUCACAUCUCACGUCAUGGAUCUCGUCAUGCAUGGAACAAUCGACUUCGUGUCAGUCAAGUCUGUUCUUGAUGUUCAAGAAAAGCUUCGUCAAAGUAUGGAGGCAUGGUUGGAAGACCCAUCCAACAACCCCACGACUAAAGAGUCCACAUCGGUAGACAUUGAUGCUGUGCAUCUCGAAGGGCUGGGCCAGGGGUCAGCACUCCUGUUCGGCAUUGUCCGUGGCAAACUGGGGCUUCCGUUCCAUCAGGGUCUCAGGGAAGUGCAGAGCAGCACUAUCGGCCGCAGUGUCUCCCAGAUCUACGAGGCAAUACGACAGGGCGUUGUCGUUCCUGUGCUGAUGCCUUGCCUUGAGGCAGAUGGACAGUCUCUGUCAGCGAGAGAAGGAACCCCAGCUAGCAGCGAUGCCAGCACCGGUUCGGUCAAUGGUACGGGAAGCGUCUGAGACGUUAGUUGUGAAGCGGAUGACAUGGCGUGCAACCAGCCCGGGGCGAAGUGCUGUUAUGGAAAUAUUCAGUUCGACUGACCAAAAGUAUCCCUAGCUUGAUUCCGCCUUGGUUCAAUCCUAAUAACCACCACUCGUGUGACAUCUUUCGAGGCAUACAUUGCAACGCAUCCACCACCUGUUGGUCAUUCGUGAGUGAAGCUUCUCAUGACGUACGCACCCCCUAAGUGUGAUACACACAGUAUGUAAAAAGAAAGGCGAAACGAAACAGCACGCAUAAAGAAAACAAGCCAACCAUGGAAAAGAAGUUUGAAGCGAGAGGCAGUAUAAAAAAUGUUGCAAAAAUCG